Camelina sativa (false flax) is the source of this 748-nucleotide messenger RNA. RefSeq names its product putative receptor-like protein kinase At3g17420. Lineage: Eukaryota; Viridiplantae; Streptophyta; Magnoliopsida; Brassicales; Brassicaceae. Gene Ontology annotation, molecular function: protein serine/threonine kinase activity; ATP binding. Gene Ontology annotation, biological process: protein phosphorylation. The record is from RefSeq and is a predicted model, not a curated record.
UCUUUCACUAAUCAUCCUUAGUCCUCUCAGUCACUUCCAGCCUUCAAAAUGAGUGCUGGACUAAUGGCUUUGUCAAACGAGAAAUUCAAUUUCAGUAUCAACAGGGAAUUGCUUCUCAACCCAAACGAUGUCUCAGUGGGAGAGAUGAUUGGAGAAGGAGGCUACUCCAUCGUCUACAAAGGAUUGCUCAGAAACCGAGUUCCCGUUGCUGUGAAGAUAAUGCAACCAAGUGACAAAAAGAAGUUUCAAAAUGAAGUUCUGUUACUAUCCAAGAUGAGAGAUGCCAACAUUGUGAAGUUUGUUGGAGCUUGCAUAGAGCCGCAACUGGUGAUAGUUACCGAACUCAUGGAAGGCGGCACUCUUGAGAGGUUCAUGUGGAGUUCUCAGCUGAAACCUCUUGAUCUAUACUGGAUUAUACUUGAAUAUUGCUGGGCACAUGAUUCGGAUGCACGUCCUGAGUUCAAGGAAAUUAGGCUGAUCUUGUUGACAACCCUGUUAACAGUUUUGACCUCAAAUGAGGAAGCUUAUGACGGUGAUAUCGAUGAGGAUUCGGUGAACAAACCAAAGGAGAAGAAGAAGAAGAAGAAAGUACUGGUGAAGAUGAUGCGUCCUUUCGUUAAGAUGUUUAGGGCUUGUUACAAGCCAUGAUCAUGUUAUUGUGUUUUCCAUAAAAUUAAUAGAAAGGGGGUACUCUUCUUUCGUUGUUGUUUUUAUCCUCCUUGGUUUUUUCUUGUUGUAAUAAGAUUUU